Messenger RNA from Peromyscus leucopus (white-footed mouse), 5489 nucleotides. RefSeq names its product pyruvate dehyrogenase phosphatase catalytic subunit 2 (gene Pdp2). The transcript has 2 exons. The record is from RefSeq and is a predicted model, not a curated record. The coding region runs from base 201 to 1796 and encodes 531 amino acids. NCBI's taxonomy places the organism in Eukaryota, Metazoa, Chordata, Mammalia, Rodentia, Cricetidae. Gene Ontology annotation, biological process: protein dephosphorylation. Gene Ontology annotation, molecular function: protein serine/threonine phosphatase activity; cation binding.
AGGGAGCUUUCUUCUGGUGCUGGUUCCUCGACUAAGGGGCCUCUCCGGGGAAGUAAAACCCGGACGCAGCAACCGGGGAACUGCGCGCAGGAUCUGAGCUGAGAGCAUCCGCCGAGUACGGGCGGCACAAGCUGGUGAGACGAGGACAAGGGUACGAGGCUGAAAAGCAACCCACCUCUACUCGCCAAUAUAGUGUCAGAAUGUCAAGUACCGCCGUGUCCUACUGGAUCUUCAAUUCUGCAAGGAAUCGAAUUGCUAUAUUACAAGGGGGUAGACGCUUAUACUCAAGGGUCGCCUGGAAUAGGCAUCAGCUGAAAUGGAGGCUUUUUCCUCCGGCAUCGUCGACUCUAAAGAACAGUACUCCGUGUGGUGGCUUUGCUCUACAGAGAGCCUACAGACACACAUCGACCGAGGAAGAAGAUUUCCACUUACAGCUUAGCCCCGAACAGGUCAAUGACAUGCUGCGAGCUGGUGAGUCAUCUCACAAAGUUCUUGAUUUCAACAGUGGCGCUCCAAAUUCAGUGCUAAGGUUUGAGAGCAACCAGCUGGCUGCCAAUUCCCCAGUGGAGGACCGGCAAGGUGUAGCUUCCUGCAUGCAAACCAACGGACUGAUGUUUGGUAUUUUUGAUGGACAUGGCGGCCACGCCUGUGCACAAGCGGUAAGUGAGAGGCUCUUCUACUACAUGGCGGUGUCCCUGAUGUCCCACCAGACCUUGGAGCAGAUGGAGGAAGCCAUGGAAAACAUGAAGCCUUUGCUGCCCAUCCUUCAGUGGCUCAAACAUCCUGGGGAUAGUAUUUAUAAGGAUGUCACAUCGGUGCAUCUGGACCACCUCAGAGUCUACUGGCAGGAACUUCUUGACCUGCAUAUGGAAAUGGGGUUGAGCAUUGAAGAAGCGUUGAUGUAUUCCUUCCAGAGACUGGAUUCUGACAUCUCACUAGAAAUUCAGGCUCCUCUGGAAGAUGAGGUGACAAAGAACUUAUCCCUCCAGGUUGCUUUUUCUGGGGCAACAGCUUGCAUGGCCCAUGUCAAUGGAGUUCACCUGCAUGUAGCAAAUGCUGGUGACUGCCGGGCUAUCCUUGGUGUCCAGGAAGACAAUGGUGCGUGGUCCUGUUUGCCUCUUACCUGUGACCACAAUGCUUGGAAUGAGGCUGAGCUGUCCCGCCUUAAGAGAGAGCACCCUGAGUCUGAGGGCAGGACACUCAUCAUAGAUGAUAGGCUGCUGGGUGUCCUCAUACCCUGCAGGGCCUUUGGGGAUGUCCAGUUAAAAUGGAGUAAAGAGUUGCAGCGUAGUGUCCUCGAGAGGGGCUUUGACACCGAAGCCCUCAACAUCUAUCAGUUCACACCACCCCACUACUAUACUCCACCCUAUCUGACUGCCAAGCCCGAGGUUACAUACCACAGGCUGAGGCCCCAAGAUAAGUUCCUUGUGCUGGCCUCAGAUGGUCUGUGGGACAUGCUGGGCAAUGAGGAUGUGGUAAGGCUGGUGGUGGGGCACCUAUCCAAGGUUGGUUGCCAUAAGCCAGACCUGGACCAAAGACCAGCCAACCUGGGACUCAUGCAGAAUCUGCUGCUUCAGAGGAAAGCCAGUGGACUCCAUGCAGCUGACCAAAAUGCAGCUACGCAUCUGAUCAGACAUGCCAUCGGGAGCAAUGAGUAUGGGGAGAUGGAGCCGGAGCGACUGGCCGCCAUGCUGACGUUACCAGAAGAUGUAGCCAGGAUGUACCGGGAUGAUAUCACUGUCAUGGUGGUGUUUUUUAACUCCGAUUCAAUUGAUACAUAUUAUAAGGAGGGUUAAGAGUCUCACCCUGUUGCCAAGGCUAACACGAAUAUCCUUUAAAACAUUUUCACUUACUCCUAAGUGAGCAAUUCAAAUCUUAUUAAGGAAUAGGCAGAUGUAGGUUGUUGACUAACAAAGGGAGGUCAGGAAACCCAGCCUUAGCGACAAAGCAUUAGCAGUGAUUUUUGUCCCUGUGUGCACUGGUCAACUCUUCUAUGCAGCAGACUAAAACUGGCAUAGGCUCCCGUAGCCCAUGUCCUUUAUGAAGACACUGUUAAACUGUGUCAUCCUGUGCUUUUAAAGGAUACAUUUAAUCACCAUUCUAAGAAUAAAGAACUUCAGGAUCUUCUGAGACCCAGUUGCAAAAUUUACAAAUGUGAUCAUUGUGGACUCUUAUGCACAACUUCUAGGCUAUAGUUUUUGUUUUGUUUUUAAAUUAUGGAAGGCUAGGUUUAUGAAACAAUCUUCAGGGCACUUUUCUAUGUCACAUUCUAAGUUUCCUGUGUGUGUGUGUGUGAGAUUUUCUGUAAUGACUGUGAAGAUAUUCUGUGCCAUUUGCAUUUUAACAAUGGUUAAAUUUACUUUAAAACUGAAUCCUCAGACUUGCCAGCAGGGCUGCCAUAAGCACAUUUAGGACCACUCGCCUUGUUUUCUCAGCUGAGGAUGGGAGGGGCUAGGUUUCUGAGCCGGCUGAAUUUAAUUGUGCCGCCUUUGGUCCUUCUGUUGAGUUCCACCCCAAAACCUCUGAGCCGUACUGAGAGGCAAUUUCUGUCUAAUCCCUAAACCCUGGCUUUCUGCUUAGUAAAAUGUUUCCCCCAGGCUUAGCCAUGGGGUUAUUCAUAGUUGCCAUUCUUUCUGAUUAUAUCCCUCAAACACUGACACAAUACUACCUCUGCUGUGCUGCCCAGCCUCACCACGCCAUUACUGGAAAAUCUUUCACCCUCUUGCUUCCAAAGGUUGGGAGAAAGGUGAUAUGGCCAGGUGGUAGUUGUGGACAUUUAAGCAGAGAAGACUUAUUCAGUGAUUUGUGGACUUAAGGUUUCAGCCUAGUUCUAGAGAUGUGAGGAUAAUAAGAGAACAAUCGUGAGCUGAGGGAGGCUUUCUCUCUGUAUCUUGGGAGGGAGCGGGGAGACUUAUCAGAUGGGACAGCUGCCCCUGCCUGUUAGGAAUCGCCAUUGCUAUGCUUCGGGGGUUAGACCAUAUUUAGUGUGAGACGUGGGUGAAAAUUGAGAUGCAUCUGGCCUUAUAGGGGCUGCAGAGUCUUAGUGCUUGCUUGAAAACCAGCCCACGUGGCUCCUUUCAGGAGAUCGACUUCUUCCUCUCUCGGGUGGCUGCGGUAGGAAAUGUGUUCCCUAAAUGGAAACACAUGUAUUUUUUUUUGGCAGGUUUAAUUUCCUGCACCUCAUCAGAGCGCUUCACUGUGGGCAGCUCCUUGGUUGGUCCCUUGUCUCUUACCCUCUGUGACAUCCACACACUAGCAGGGAACUAGGUUUGCCCCCCACUCCCCUUGGUGUUACUGGUAGACAUUCUGUCAAGAGUUGGGGCUGGGCUGGCAGAACAGCUCAGUGGGUAAAGGCUGCCAACCCUGGAAACUUGAGCUCCAUCCCUGGGCCCCACGUGGUGGAAGGAGUUAAAUUGCCCUCUGACCUCCACGUGGUGCACCAUGGCAUGUGUUACCCCUCCCCCCAAAUAAGCAAAAUGGAAAAAGAGGGAGAUUGUUCUUUGCACAUUUCCUAGUGUACCCGGUUAGUGAUACGGUCUCAUGUUUUUUUAAAAAAAGGGACGCUUUUGGGUUCUUUUGUUCUGAAACCAUUACUGUUACACUUCCGAUCUCUUGGAUUUUUUACUCAAAAAUGAAACAUAGGCAGUUCUUCCUGGAGGAGCCCAUACCCACACUUGGCUAUGUUUACUUUCUGUGGGUCUUUGAUGUCUCAGGUGUGAUGACCUUCCGAAGGCCUCUUUCUCUUAACCCUCAUGUGUAAGUCUAUCCUAAAUAAUUAACCAACUGUGCCACCUCAAAAUAAUGUAGGAAAUGACAAACCUGGGUGUGCUGGACCAUGCCUUAAUCCCGGCACUUGAGUGGUGGAGGGAGGAAGAUCAGAAGUGAAUACAUGAGACUCUUAUCAACAACAACAAAAAAUAGUGCGUCCCAGCUAGGCACUAACUUGCUUCAGAAAAACAACAAAACAAAACAAAAACGUAACCCCAAAUGUGAGUCAUUAUUAUUUUAGCUUGAAAGUUUGCUGUUUGAACAGAAGACGAUAUUUGUCUGACUUUUCCCCCCCUUUAUCCUUUGUUUUUUAUGCCAGCUAAGCCCAGGAGUAUCUUGGGAGCCUUAACUGGCAUUCAGUAUCUGAGCCCUAUUUUGGAGGCUGCCAUGGGUCAUAAAUGGCUCUGAUUCAGGUAACUUAUCCUGAAGUUGAUAGAACACAGACCUCCUAUUUGUGUCUCUGAGAGUGUCUGUGUUUUCUCACUGUCUAAUAGAUGUCCCUGUUUUCCAGCUGAAAUAUUAGGAAAGAAGAAAGGCUGGCUUAUUGUCUACCUUUUUCUCUUCCUCUGUGAACUCAGCUUUUCUGUGCCCGCUCCAGUGAGUAUUGCUUUCUGGUUACAUGCCAACAAAUCUGUCUCCCUGGUCAUGGGUCUUGGCAGUGACCCCCUUGAAGCAAAUGAGCUUUUGCUUUGGGACCCAGAAAUUAGAAAGGAGGUUCAUGGUCCUUGUCAGUUCUUCCAAAGCUCUUACGUUCUUUUCAUACAGAGAUUUCAAUUUUUAGACUUUCAAACUUUAAAUAAUGAGAUUGACCAUUUAAUAUUGCAGAUGUAACUUUUGAAGUAAGUAUGUCUUGGUGCUUAAAAUGAAUGACAUUUAUGAUUUGGGGUAAAGAAACUGAUGGAAAUGAUGUAAUUUAGAGAUUUGUUUCAUGUGUAAAUAGUACAGUGCUGUUGAUUUCCAAAGUUAGUAAAACUGUAGAGAAGGUGAUAGUUUUGAAUGUAUACUAGAUCAUGUUAAUAAGAUUCAGUUUUCUGAGAUGUUAUUUAUAACAUUAAAGCUAAUUUAUUAUAAUGUAAACUUUGAGGCAUAAUAUACAGAUGUUUUCCCCAGAAUACAUUCGGCUAAAAGCUAAAAAGCUUUUAGGCACACUGGACAUUGACAACUUUUAAACAUAGGUAAAAUGUAAAUGGCUUGACCUUCAAAUAAAGAAGGGUAUGAUUAUGUAGAUCAACAACAAAAUGUAUUCAAAAGGAAGCUGGUUCUGUCCUUUUAACCAGCUUCUGUUUUUUGUUGGAUAGCUACUGGGAAGUUAUAACCUCCCAGGUUGAAGCAGAAUAUUCUGGAAUGGAGCCAUCCCAGUUUCAUGUCUUUGAAGUGCAUUUGCUGUGUAGAAGCUCCCUUUGGAUUUGAAGGUCAAGGCUGUUGACGUAAACUGUCAUGUGUGUGUAGCCUGGUGGGGGAGGCAUGUUUGGGCUGUUGUAUAACUAUUUCCUGAGCCAUCUGAGGUCCUAUCCCUUCUUCCUUUGGUUCCUGGUGUCUAACUUGCCUCCUGGAAAAAUAUUUCUUACUAUGCAUUUUCUUGGAACAAUCAUUAACCAUGGUCUUUAAUAAUUACUGGCAUUUGUAUUUUGAGCUGUGUACCAGUGUUCCUAUCUGACCCCGAUUUUCUAACUGUUGAGGAUAUUUAAGUAGAACUUUUAAAUAAAAGAAGCAAAAUGAAA